Molecule: messenger RNA, 410 nt
Organism: Cetraspora pellucida
Lineage: Eukaryota; Fungi; Glomeromycota; Glomeromycetes; Diversisporales; Gigasporaceae
Source: the annotation of a GenBank genome assembly
AAGUACCUUCUCGCCAAGAUAAUGUUGAUAAUGUUACAACCCAUAUAUCGGAUAAAUCUAAGAAAGAACCAAUUAAGGAACAGCCUAGUCGCCUUCGCGGGUUUCUCGCAGGAGUAGUCUCUGGAGAAGGAUUCCGGGCUUUGUAUAAAGGUGCAACACCACCACUUGUUGGCUGGGGUAUGAUGGAUUCUGUAAUGUUGGGAUCUCUACAUAAUUAUCGCUUACUUCUUCAGGGUAAUGAUCCGACAGUCAAACUCAGUGUUUUUCAACAUACAUUGGCUGGAGCUGGUGCUGGAUUUACCGUUUCAUUUGUUGCUACUCCGAUUGAACAAAUCAAAGCAAGAUUACAAGUCCAGUACGAUAGUGCUACAAAAAUAUACAGUGGACCUAUCGAUUGUGCUAAAAAAUUG